AUGCUAGAGUUAUUGAUUGAAGGCCAUUAAAUUGCAGAAAGUCUCCAAUUCAAUAGGGACUAAAAUGACGUUGAUGUGAUUUUUGAUUAGCUUGUGAAUAAUCCUAAUAUUUCAGAAUAAAUCAAGAAACAAUUGUUUUUUAUGCAAAGCGACUAGGACAUAGAGUAAGAAAUGAAUAAAUAUAAAAAGCUGUUUGAAGAGAGGGAAACGGAACUAAGGAUACUUAAGAGGGAAAGAGACGAAUACUUGACUUAGAAAGUUGAACUUGUCCUAGAAAAUAAAUAGCUUAAGCAGGGAGAAAGUCAGAAUCAUCAACUGAAUAAUAAUUCUCAUGAGCAUAACUAAAUUCCAGAUAGUCAAUCUAAAUUCAACAAAUUUAUUCCAAAUAUUUUCAGUGCCAAGAAACCAACUGUAUCAGAAUAGAGAGCAAUUAACUAGAAUCAUAUUCUGAAAUAAACUUAGGCUUAGCCAAGAGUGAUUGAUGAGCAAUUUGAAAACGAAUAAAAGGAAGUAAUAAAAAUAAUGCAAGAUUAAAUUCAAGUUAAAAUAUUUGAAAUAAAAGACCUCUAAAAGGUAAAUGACUCUAUCAAUAUUGAAAUGGGUAGGAUUAAGGGACUACUUGCAAAGGAAAAGGAAAAGAGCGAGGAUCUCUAGACUGACUUGGAAAUUUUAGAACUUAAAAUGAAGAAAUUAGAUGAAAUGCUACUUCAGAGAGAAUCAGAAGUUUCUAAUCUUAAAUUAGAACUGCAAAAGGUAAGGAUGACAUCUGAAUCAGAAAUUAAAAAGUUAAAAAAGGCAUAAAUGACCUCUAUUAAUUCAACUAAUAAUAACUUGACUACACUGGGCAGCGGUGAUAUAUCAGCAAGAGCCAAUAACCAAGAGAGAGCAGGUACCUAAAGAACAUUGAAUCAAUCAAACUUAUCUAUGUCUAAUGAUCCAUACAACAGUUCUAGAACCCCUAAUCUUGACUAAAGUGUAUUAGUUGACUAUAAUAAUACUUUGAACUCUCAAAGAGAAUAAAAUAUCUCCAAACCCCCUAUGAUAUAAAAUUAGAAAUCUGGAUUUAGUUCUCACAGCAAAAAAGACCAGAACAAUAGCUCCAUUUUAAAUGGCAGCAACGAAAAUCCAUUUGAUUAAUCAACUAAUUCCGUUCAUACGAAGGAAAAGACAUCAUUUUUUGCUGGAGCACUCUAAAAGACUAAGUUAUUUGGUCAGAAAGCAGCUAACUUGACUGGCAGAAAAUCAACUAUAAAUUUAAAUAGUAGCUGA
This is a messenger RNA of Stylonychia lemnae, 1269 nucleotides long. NCBI's taxonomy places the organism in Eukaryota, Ciliophora, Spirotrichea, Sporadotrichida, Oxytrichidae. The record is from the annotation of a GenBank genome assembly.